GCUGAAAGGAUCACAUAACUGCUGCUGCAGCAAAGAGAUUCUCCUUCUGCAAGGCGUUUGCUAGACUCCUGAAAAAUUAUUUUUAAUAACAUGGCAGAGAAGGAUUUCAUCAGUUGGCAUCUACUGGCUUUAUUUUUUCUUCCAUUUUGCCUGUGUCAAGAUGAAUACAUGGAGGUGAGCAGAAGAUCUUAUAAACCAGUGGCCAAAGUCUUGCAAAGUCACCACCAGACUGGCCAUAAAGGUUCCAGAAGCAGGGAAAUAUUGAAACAGCGGAGUCAACUUAUAGAGUGGACUGUUGAUAAUAACACUUCUACAGACCAAAAAGUCCUGAGACCAGAGGUAGAUGAUGUAGAACUGACUACCUCAGAUAGAGUCCAGCCCCCACAAACUGGACCACAGAAUCCAGACUGUAGCUCCUGCUGCCGUGGUGACUUUGGAGUUCGACUCUACCAAGGGCCCCCAGGACCUCCCGGCCCCCCUGGGAUGCCAGGAAAUCAUGGAAAUAAUGGAAACAAUGGAGCAACUGGACAGGAAGGAGCCAAAGGUGAGAAAGGAGACAAAGGAGAUACAGGACCGAGGGGAGAGCGUGGCCAUCAUGGACCCAAAGGCGAGAAGGGUUACCCUGGGAUUCCUCCAGAACUACAGGUUGCAUUCAUGGCUUCCAUGGCUACUCACUUCAGCAACCAGAACAGUGGGAUCAUCUUCAGUAGUGUUGAAACCAACGUUGGGAAUUUUUUUGAUGUCAUGACUGGGAGAUUUGGUGCUCCAGUGAAUGGGGUGUAUUUCUUCACCUUCAACAUGAUGAAACAUGAAGAUGUGGAGGAAGUGUACGUGUAUCUGAUGCAUAAUGGUAAUACAGUGUUCAGCUUAUACAGCUAUGAAUCAAAAGGGAAAGCAGACACUUCAGGAAACAGUGCAGUGCUAAAACUUGCCAAGGGAGAUGAAGUUUGGCUACGAAUGGGAAAUGGAGCCCUCCACGGGGACCAUCAACGCUUCUCUACCUUUGCUGGGUUUCUUCUUUUUGAAACCAAGUAAAAAAAGAAACAAUUCAAUAGAUGUUUAUCUGAGGAAACUUCUUUUUUGGAACUGCUAUUUUUCUCUGGACUGUGGAAUAGCAUUACAACAUUGAAAGAUCAACAAAGCUUGUCUUGAUGCAAUGUGUUGCUAUUUGUGUAUCAGAGAUGAGCUACAUUGGGUAGAUGACACACAGAUUCCAGAAGAUGUAUUGUCAUCUGGGUUGUAUCUAAUGAAUCGUUAAAUGUUGCUAUUGCUCUCUUCUCCAAAGUGACUGAAGAACAAAGGAAAAAGAUUUUAAAUAAUUUAGAGAGCAGUUCAUUCAUGUUUUGCUGUUCAUUUAUUCAGUUCUUAUUACAUGUUCUUUUAAGUUUGCAUCAUGGAAACAGGCCUGAAUGAAUUAUAAGUAAGCUCAGCUGAGACCAGAUUUAAAGGAAGACAUUUUUACUGGACUAGAAUGGACUUUACAAAUAGAAGAAAAAAUGUGAAAAUACAGAUGUCAAGGAUUCACGUUUAUUGUAUUCCCAUCUCAAACGUCUGAAGAUGUAUCUGGUGUCAUAUUUCACAGAUUUUUAGUACAUAUUUAUGCUUUCUCUCUCUCUCUUAGAGUGGUAGUAAUUCUUGCUUUAAUAGCAGCCUGGAGCUAAGGUAAUUUAGCUUCCAGUGUGCAGGGGAUAAGACAGUGGAACUGUAAUGUUUCUUCCUAGCCUUUAAAUUGUUAAAACCUGAUGUAACUGAAUGCAAGGUGUCAAAGCAGAGGAAUACAUGCUGGAGAAGUUGGGGUAUGCCAACAGCACAAACAAACACACGCUAUGUUGAGUUUGGAGCUCUUUUAGAAGGAGGUACCUUUUAAUAUUGCAUAUUUACUUAACAGUGAAGUGUUGAUACAGUUUUCCUACCAGCCUUCCGAGAACCAGUAUUUCAGGGAAAGACAUUGCAGCCUGGCAAAGCAGCAGCUAACCCUGUUCAGUAUUUAACUGGUGAAAGCAAAUGCUGGCUGGCUCUGAAGUUCUGGUCACAGUAAACUGGGCCAUUCUUCAGCCUUAAUAUUUGCUACCAGAUUUUCAAAAUUUGCGUGCCUGAAAUCCUGGCUUGCUGUUUUCUUUUGAUCAGAAUCAGCACAAAAUAUACUAAGACAAUAACAAAUUUUGAAUGUAUCUUCUGCGUAUUCUGGCUCUCCACACACAAGCUAAUGAAAUAUAAAUUACAUUUUAACACACAUUACAUUUUAACCAGACAUUACCUGCCAUUGAAGAAUAACAAGCAGGUGGGGCAAGGGCAACAUUUAUUUGAAAUUCUUUUAUACUGGAUGCAGAUACCAGUGGCACAACAACAGAGCAAACGAAUCAAAAUGUGUCCUAUGAACUUGUAUGUCCUUGUACAUGUUCCCAGUGUAUAUAAACCAUGUCUUACGACGAAAAAUGCAUGUUGAUACCUGAUGAUUAUAACUUGUGAUUUUUUAGUUUUAUGCAUCAACCACUGAAAAUAUUAGCUUUAAUGAAGUAAUCCGAUGAGUUUUAUAGUUUCUUUAUGACAUUGUGUCAGGUUUGCACCACAUAGGUUUCCAAAACCUGAGACCAUGUUAUUUUAGUAAGCAUUAUAGUAAAAUUCUGGCAUGUCUUCAAACAAGAUCCACACACCAGGUAAUCAGAUAAUGUUAUUCUUUUGGAAUAAGUGCAUAAGUUGUAUGAGAUAUAUGGCAUCAUAAGCUAAUGUUCACAGUAGGAAAAAUCUUGGAAAAAGUAUUUCUUGUUGUGUUAGGAAUGUCUGCUUAUUUUGUAACACAUACAUUUACCCAAUAAAGUUUAAUAGUCAUAAAACUAUACUGGUUUGUUCAUACCUGUAUUUACCAAGGACCUCACCAUUUGGAUACUAGGGAGAUAUAUUCUUAAUAUGUAUUUCCUAAGCAUCAAUUUUGCUACUGAACAGGAGAAAGCCAUCACUAAGGGUCAAAAUCAAUUUAUUUUACAUGUAUAUAUAUAUAUAUACACACACAUAAAAUUUAAAUCCCUACAGUUUCUUCUGGGGGAUUAGUUUUCCUUUAUGGGAGGGACAUUUUAAUCCAUUUUGGUCAGAAUAAAGCACUUAGAAACUAUGAUACAUACACUCAUUUUAAGCUCCUUUACAUUACCUCUUGUAAUGGCCAUGACAAAAAAGAAAGCCAAGUUUUGCCAUUCUCAUUUUAUGUUGUUUUCACAAGUUUUGUGCAAGUUGGCCUGCUAAGAGUGGAAAGCAACUAAGAAUGACUGCAAAAGCUUCUGACAAACAAACAGCAGCAUGGUGUCAGUUCCAAGAUUAAAG
Phalacrocorax carbo (great cormorant) is the source of this 3315-nucleotide messenger RNA. Lineage: Eukaryota; Metazoa; Chordata; Aves; Suliformes; Phalacrocoracidae. The record is from RefSeq and is a predicted model, not a curated record.